AGCUAAUAAGCAAAUCAACAGUGGAAACUCUGUCCUUUUAGGUUUUAGUGUAAUUUUGUUUUCUGUACAGGAUUUAAGCUCCCUAAAGGGGCUAACCUCUGGCAAUGCUCUAGUUUCAAAGGUCGUAUGUUUGGGUCAUGUCUCCAAACACAACCACUGAGCUCCUCUGACUAAAAGCUGAGAUCAGCCUGGAGAGGAAUGUAAGUUGUCACUAGAGCUAUUUUGGCAAUGUACAGCCGCUAAUGAUUGUGAUCACAGAGCCGGGCUCGGAGCAGUUGCUUUGCUUGACUUUUUUCCUACCACCAAGUUUGAUCAUGCAGCUCUCACUGGCGCUGCAGGGAUUAGAGAGUUAAACGAAUGGCACGUCGGCUCCGCUUGCAUUUUGCGUCAAGGAGAAGCAACACUGACCCUCUGUCAGACAGCCUUAGCAGUCAUGGUGCGGAGAGUGGAGUCGGUGUGUCAGCUCGUAGCCCCGCAGAGAGUCUGGCGCACAGUUCUGUACACUUGAAGGUGACUCCUCUGUCACCAGACUAUGGUAAUUUACAUCGGUACUCUUCAGUAUUGAUGCCCAGGGUUAACAUUGGAGGAUGUAAUAAGAAGAGCAUUCUGCAGAUCUCGCUGCAGCCCUGUGGUAAACUCAGUGGUGAGCUGGAUGGCAGUAUAGAGGAUGGAGACCAGGGAGUUAGUGAAGGAGGAGCGGGUACUGGCUCUGACGGAGGCUCAUGCAGCAGCAGCAUGGCCAGCGAUGCCGGGUACUGUAGCAGCAACAGCAUCUUUGAGCCAGAGGCUCCAGAAAAGCACAGGACCACCCAGGACAGGAGUUUACAUUGCUGCAAGUCCAAGGUCCCGCUGAGACGGUGCUCCUCCUUGGUUAUAUUUCCGAAGAGCCCCUGCAGCACCCCACCUGCUUCCCCAGUAAGUCCGGUGGCUUUACCUGCUCUCCCACCAGCGAGUGGGUCUCAUCAGUCAUCUCUUCAGACACCUGCCAGUGAAUUCCCACAAGAUGAUGAGGAAGCGACUUGCGAAGGGUCCACCACCACGGCAGCAAGUGGCCAUCGUCUCCUAAAAGGAAGCUGUUCAGCAGAGUUCAGGGACACUAAACACAUGGUGCAAUUCAAUAUUCCUUUACAAGAUGAACCAAAAUGUAAAAUGGAGGACAGGUGUAAAGUAAUGGAACUGUCAUCAACUCCAGACAGAACGAAUCGUCACUCUAGCAGUGUGCUGCUGCACUUUGCCCACCAGAAACCAAUAAUGUCCGGGAAGGAAGCCACAACUACAGCUACAGUCAAUGUGGAAUAUCCUGAGGCUCCUAACCCAGCCGCACACCCUGAGGGUGAACAUGAACCUCACAAGAAACUGUAUCGUAGUACCUCUGCUUGCUUGUUCUCCUCAACUAAACCAUCAGAGAAAAACCAUAAGGUCUGUUCAUAUGGAAAAAGCCAGGAAAGGGCUGAGGAAAACCCCUGUCAUCGUACCAUACAAAGGAGCUUUUCCCUGGAGGUGCCCUACCCUAACACUGGAAUUUCAUGUCACGUUUCGAAUCCAAAACUCAGUAGCCCCUGCUCCCCACAUGUGUACAUUCAUUUGUCUUCUGGCUGCCCAGCUAAGUUGCCAAGCUCUGUUACUAAUGUAAGCACAAGCCACAAAGGGAAUAAUACACCAAUGAGCCCAGGUCAAAACACCAAGGUGAGUUUUAAGUUUUUUAAUUGGAAUUAAUUGAUGCUCCCUGACAAUCAGGAAUGCGCCAGAAUGCCUGAAACUUAACAAUGACC
Messenger RNA from Xiphias gladius (swordfish), 1772 nucleotides. Its product is annotated as E3 ubiquitin-protein ligase NEDD4-like. The transcript has a single exon. Lineage: Eukaryota; Metazoa; Chordata; Actinopteri; Istiophoriformes; Xiphiidae. Bases 358 to 1716 code for a protein of 452 amino acids. The record is from RefSeq and is a predicted model, not a curated record.